Metopolophium dirhodum (rose-grain aphid) is the source of this 1791-nucleotide messenger RNA. Its product is annotated as adhesive plaque matrix protein-like. The transcript is spliced from 7 exons. Gene Ontology annotation, cellular component: extracellular matrix. The coding region runs from base 149 to 1651 and encodes 500 amino acids. The record is from RefSeq and is a predicted model, not a curated record. Lineage: Eukaryota; Metazoa; Arthropoda; Insecta; Hemiptera; Aphididae.
AGAUUGGAAGGGAUGAAAUUACAAUAACCAUUCAACAUAAAUACGGAGAAUCUAGAGUGAACAGUAUCAGUCGUACACAGCGCAAAUACGUACCUGCCAAUAGCACACACUCAGCUCAGUUCAAAACCAUCAAAUAUAAAAAUAUAAAAUGGCCGUCAAGAUGAUCAUUUUCGCCGCCUGCGUGGCCACCGCUCUCGCCCAAUACGCCGCACCCGCUUACAAACCAGCGUACUCAGCGCCCGCUUACUCAGCACCAAAGGCUUACGCCCCGGAACCCGCCUACGCACCCACACCGUACAACUUCGAGUACAGCGUAAACGACCCACACACCUACGAUGUCAAGAGCCAAUCCGAGUACAGCGACGGCAACGGUUACGUCAAGGGAUCGUACAGCCUUUUGGAAGCCGACGGUUCCACCCGCACCGUUGAAUACACCGCCGACGACUACAACGGUUUCAACGCCGAAGUCAAAAACUCCGCCCCGGCCUACAAGCCAGCUUACUCUGCACCCGCUUACUCUGCACCAGCUUACCCAGCACCCGCAUACUCAGCUCCGGCUUACAAGCCAGCGCCAUACAAGGCGUACAGCAGUAAAAGUAUUCCUAAACUGCCAUCUGACAAAUCACUAAUUAGAAAGGAUUCUUUAGCUACACAUAUCAAAAAUAAAAUACUUAAAAUGGCUGUUAAGAUGAUCAUUUUCGCCGCCUGCGUGGCCACCACACUCGCUCAAUACGCCGCCCCAGCAUACCCAGCGCAACACGUUUACGCUCAAGCUGAACACGCGUACGCCCCAACCCCGUACAACUUCGAAUACAGCGUAAACGACCCACACACCUAUGAUGUCAAAAGCCAAUCCGAAUACAGCGAUGGAAACGGUUACGUCAAGGGAUCUUACAGCCUUUUGGAAGCCGACGGUUCCACCCGUGUUGUCGAAUACACCGCCGAUGACCACAGCGGUUUCAACGCUGAAGUCAAGAAAAUCGUAGGAAAGAGCCAAGGUUACAAGGCCCCUUACAGCGCACCUGCUCCAGCUUACAAUCCAGCUUACUCUGCACCAGCAUACUCUGCACCAGCAUACUCCGCACCAGCAUACUCUGCACCAGCCUACUCCGCUCCAGCCUAUAAGCCAAAUACUUUGACCAAACACAAAAAAAAAUCUAAAAUGGCCGCUAAGUUCAUCAUCCUCGCCGCUUGCGUGGCUACCGCCCUCGCCCAAUACUCUGCCCCAGCCUACAAGCCCGCUUACUCAGCGCCUGCUUACUCAGCACCAAAGGCUUACGCCCCAGAGCCCGCAUACGCCCCAGCCCCAUACAACUUCGAAUACAGCGUAAACGACCCAUACACCUACGAUGUCAAGAGCCAAUCCGAAUACGCUGACGGCAAUGGUUACGUCAAGGGAUCCUACAGCCUUUUGGAAGCCGACGGUUCCACCCGUACCGUUGAAUACACCGCUGACGACUACAACGGUUUCAACGCCGUCGUCAAGAACUCUGCCCCAUCUGCUGCCUACAAGCCAGCUUACUCCGCACCAGCUUACUCUGCACCAGCAUACUCUGCACCAGCCUACGCUGCACCAGCUUACUCUGCACCAGCCUACUCUGCACCGGCCUACAAGCCAGCAUACAAACCAGCAUACAAACCAGCAUACUAAUAACUUUUCUCAUGUGAACCAACUCUUGUUUUUCUUCUUUUUAUUUCAUGUCACUGUCAUGAAAUCUUCAUUAUUCACCAACUAUUUAUAUCAUCGUUGUAUUUAUUUUGUAAAUAAAUAGUGAAUCAAAUUAAAUCAAA